This is a messenger RNA of Gadus macrocephalus (Pacific cod), 1918 nucleotides long. RefSeq names its product tropomyosin 1 (alpha) (gene tpm1). Gene Ontology annotation, cellular component: actin filament. The transcript is spliced from 10 exons. The coding region runs from base 123 to 1103 and encodes 326 amino acids. Gene Ontology annotation, molecular function: actin filament binding. The record is from RefSeq and is a predicted model, not a curated record. Gene Ontology annotation, biological process: cardiac muscle contraction; actin filament organization. Lineage: Eukaryota; Metazoa; Chordata; Actinopteri; Gadiformes; Gadidae.
CAGGCCACAAUCAGGAAGAGCUCGCACUCCAGCUUAGCGUUCAGUUAGGUACAGACGCUUCAGUCUCUUUCCCCUCCGAUUUCUCUGGACUUUUUGGUGAGGCCAAACAACAAUAAUCAGCCAUGGACGCCAUCAAGAAGAAGAUGCAGAUGCUCAAGCUGGACAAGGAGAAUGCCUUGGACAGAGCGGAGCAGGCUGAGGGAGACAAGAAGGCAGCGGAGGACAGAAGCAAACAGUUAGAGGAUGACAUAAGAGAGUUGGAAAAGAAAUUGCGCAUUACCGAGGACGAGAGAGACAAAUUGUUUGAGGAGGGCCAGACCGCGGAGGAGAAGCUGCUGGCCGCUGAGGAGGUGGCCGCUAAGCUUGAGGACGAUUUGGUAGCUCUGCAGAAGAAGCUCAAGGGAACUGAGGAUGAGCUUGACAAGUACUCCGAGGCUCUUAAAGACGCACAGGAGAAACUUGAGUUGGCUGAGAAGAAAGCCGCCGACGCUGAGAGCGAUGUCGCUUCCCUUAACAGACGCAUCCAGCUGGUUGAGGAGGAGUUGGAUCGUGCCCAGGAGCGUCUGGCCACUGCCCUGACCAAGCUGGAGGAGGCUGAGAAGGCAGCUGAUGAGAGCGAGAGAGGCAUGAAGGUUAUUGAGAACAGAGCCAUGAAGGACGAGGAGAAGAUGGAGCUGCAGGAGAUCCAGCUGAAGGAAGCCAAACACAUCGCUGAGGAGGCUGACCGCAAAUACGAGGAGGUUGCCCGUAAGCUGGUCAUCAUUGAGAGUGACCUGGAGCGCACAGAGGAGCGCGCUGAGCUCUCAGAAGGCAAAUGCUCUGAGCUUGAAGAAGAGUUGAAAACUGUGACCAACAACCUGAAGUCACUGGAGGCCCAGGCCGAGAAGUACUCCCAGAAGGAGGACAAGUACGAGGAGGAGAUCAAGGUCCUCACCGACAAGCUGAAGGAGGCUGAGACUCGUGCUGAGUUCGCUGAGAGAUCAGUAGCCAAGCUUGAGAAGACCAUUGAUGACCUGGAAGAGAAAUUGACACAUGCUAAAGAGGAGAACCUUGACAUGACUCAGAUGCUGGACCAGACUCUAAUGGAACUGAACAAUAUGUGAACACCCGUCCCCCCACCAACCCAUCCCCCCCCCCCCCCCCCCCCACACACAUGGUUUUGGCUUUUGUACUUGCACCCUGCUUCCUUUAAAGCCUGUGUUCCUUCAUGGCCCGGGGUGGAGAGCAGACCGCCAGAUGCUUUCAGUUUUCAUGUUUUGCACCAUCCAGCUUUCCCUGAAACUCAACCAAGGAGCAAAGCUCAAAUGUACCGCUCCCUCUAGCCCAGACUGAAAUACACAAUGAUAUUAAUAAAUUGUAAUUCUUGUAGCUACGUGUGCUUUUUAAUCAUGCCGUUUUUUUAUGUCAUGUGGUGAUUUUACUUUAUUAUUAUCUGCCUAGAGAGUUUAUACAUUUCAAAAUGAGUCUUAUACAUCCCAUUCCAGCUGUCAUGAUAGUACAGAGAUAAAAACAAUUUUAGCACUUAAAUAAAAGAUUUAGGAAAUCAUUUCAGUGGCAGGACUAAGAAUACAUGUUUAGAUAGGUCCGGCAUCCCCCAAAAUAGGCCUACCUCACAAGUAAAAGUAUACCAUGUUUGUUCAUACUGGCGUACUGGUGCUACUGUAUUACGCAUUUUGGAAAAUAUAAAUUUGUCAUUCCUGACCUUUUGUUGAGGUUUCUAUUUGGUGUCAGUAGUUAGAAGUGUCAAGAAAGGCAUAAAUCCUUGUUUCCAGGUUUAAUUUAUUUUCUUAAAUUUUCAUGUAUGAUUAAAAAUGUACGAUUGUGCAUUAUUUUACCCAUUACUCAAUUGAUAUGGAUGUAUCUCGUAUAUCAUAUGCAUGUACAAUGCAUCUAAAUAAAAGCACACAUUUGACAUUUU